Messenger RNA from Helobdella robusta, 192 nucleotides. RefSeq lists its product as hypothetical. The record is from RefSeq and is a predicted model, not a curated record. The transcript has a single exon. Lineage: Eukaryota; Metazoa; Annelida; Clitellata; Rhynchobdellida; Glossiphoniidae. The coding region runs from base 1 to 192 and encodes 63 amino acids.
AUGUGUUUUGUCGAUUUUCGUAAAGCGUUUUACUCUUUGUCACAUGAUAGACUAUGGUUGGUAAUGCUAAAAAUAGGUUACCCGUUUCAAAUAGUACAAUUGUUACUCAACUUAUUCAAGAAGCAAAUUGUUGAAGUAAAAGUAGUAGAUGUAACUGCAAAAUGGUUCCCGGUCAGGAUGGGUGUAAAAUAA